This is a messenger RNA of Neoarius graeffei (lesser salmon catfish), 4030 nucleotides long. It is a transcript of the gene st3gal3a, whose product is annotated as ST3 beta-galactoside alpha-2,3-sialyltransferase 3a. Gene Ontology annotation, molecular function: sialyltransferase activity. The record is from RefSeq and is a predicted model, not a curated record. The transcript is spliced from 12 exons. NCBI's taxonomy places the organism in Eukaryota, Metazoa, Chordata, Actinopteri, Siluriformes, Ariidae. Bases 274 to 1401 code for a protein of 375 amino acids.
GCGAUAUUCACUGAGCAUGCGCACGAAUUUAACGCAUGCUCACUGAGGUUUUGGGGCAACGCUGAGUGGGACAGGGUCUGUUUCUGCGCAUGAGGGCUGAGAAUACGGGCUGAAAAUGGAGUUCAUAGCUUUUCCGCAGUAACUGUGACCGUCAGAAAACAAGAUGACUGUGUUUGUUUUACUGUAUUGUCAUCUCUUGAACAUUUACAACGUGUGUUUUUCAUUUCAGAGGAAAACGAAGCAAGACAGUCGUCUGAAGAUGGCGAAGGAAAGAUGAGAACGAUGAAGCCCACAAGGAGUAUGAUGCUGGUGCUCUGUCCCAUGCUGGUGCUCGGCUUCCUGUACUAUUCAUCUGGGAGACUGCACCUUCGCACCUGGGGCCAAAGACCACAGGUGGACGUGGACAGCUCAUCCUCCGUGGGACGGAUAGUAGCGUCAGUGUAUGACAAGCAGGGGUUCCUCAUUAAGCCUGAUGGAAGAUUGCCGCUUGAGCUACAGUAUAAGUAUGGAAAUCUGAGUAAAGGAGAAUGUAAGCCCGGCUAUGCGGAGGCCAAGAUGAUGUCAGUCUAUCCAAAGUUCAUGAAACCGGCCCCCAUGUUCCUUGAUCGGAAUUAUAAACGGCUGUCGAAGAUCAAUACCUACCCACCACCCUUUGGGGUAAAAUCACAAGAAAAGAUGAUCGACAUCAUUUUAGGUGAGGCAAAGAACUACGGGCUUGGAGGUGAACUGGACAGUUUGAGCUGUAAGAGGUGUAUCAUCAUUGGCAAUGCAGGGAUCCUUUUCAACAAGUCCCUGGGCUCCAAAAUUGAUGAGUAUGAUGUGGUUAUAAGGCUGAAUGAGGCUCCGGUGAGCGGCUAUGAGAAGGACGUGGGAUCUAAGACCACCAUGCGCAUCACAUAUCCAGAGGGAGCUAUACAGAAACCUGAGCUUUAUGAGAAGAGUUCUCUGUUCGUCCUUUCUGCCUUCAAACCACCGGACUUCAAAUGGCUCAGGCACAUGGUGUUCAAGGAGAAACUGCGAGGAUCAGAUGGGUUCUGGAAGUCAGUGGCGCGUGUCGUACCCAGGGAAGCAGCAGACAUGAGGAUACUGAACCCGUAUUUCAUCCAGGAGGCAGCGUUUCAGUUCAUCGGUCUGCCACACAACAACGGCCUCAUGGGUCGAGGGAAUAUCCCAACACUGGGGACAGUGGCAAUCACGAUGGCGCUGCAUAACUGUGACGAGGUGGGGGUGGCUGGAUUCGGCUACGACAUGAGCAACCCUAAUGCACCGCUGCAUUACUACGAGAAGCUCAAGAUGUCCGCAAUCAAAGAUUCAUGGACACACAACAUAUCAAAAGAAAAGGAGUUUCUGCAGAAGUUGGUGACAGCCGGUGUAAUUCAGGAUCUGACCAACGGGAUCUGAGAGUCUCUCGCACAUCACAAAUGUGGAAAUGCCAUUACUGACUUGCUUCUGCCUAGCACCGGAGUGUGCAGACUUCACACAUCAGCUCAGCUGAUUUUUCAACAUGGUUAUUGGAAGACUCCACCCACUGCAAAUCUUGAAGCACUGGUCAGAGGACAUGCUAAUAUGUAAGACACAAAAAAAGGCAUACUUUUACACUGUCAGUCUUUCAGAAACUCCCUUUUUUUAAAAAAAAAUGUUUUUAAAUGCAGAGUGAGGGACACUCCUUGGUUUUUAAUUAAUAUUUCAGUUAUUACGAGUUAUGUUAAGCAUUGACGGCUGCAGGAACCACAAAGUAGCAUUUACACUGUGGUUGUGGAAAUCAGUCAUUACAACUGUAAUACCACCGUGAAACAGACCUUCAAGUCAUGCACACUAUGGAAACAUCAUUUUAAAGGUCCCAUGUUCACUAUUGGAUUUUUUUUUUCCCUUUCCCCUGAAGUCCACCUAAACAUUUCCGACCUUCAGUUAAAUAUUAAAUUCUUCCUGGUCACCUCACGAGUGAAAUGAGGCACAGCACACCCCCAUGUAAAACUAGAUUAAAUAAUAGCAUCAUCUAGUUCAACACCUUAUAAUUAUUUUUCUAAAACUUAAAUAAAAAAACGUAGUGAACGUUAAUAGUACAUGACUAGACGAGGUAUAGAAUUAGCAAAUAGAUUACCAAGGUGGAAUGGGUGGGGCUAAGCAGCUGUGAAUGGCUGGAUACAUUUAAACGUCUGUGAUGUCCAAAAAUCAAGAAGUUUAAAAUGGGUUGUUUUUGCAGUUUAGUUUCCAUAAAUCGGUUUGAUGGCCUGUGGUGAGUUUUGAAACUUGAGCUCUUGUAUUUCAGAUGACCUUCCGUUUAUUGUAUGAGGUCACUUAAGAGAGUUUCAGUUAUACAUAAAAUCAUUUUGUUGUCUUUUAAAAUGUGCACUUUGUUCAGUAACAGAAUAAGGUCAUUAAAUAGUUUAGUUUACGUUUUUACUCGCAUAAACCUCACAUUAUACUGAUUCGGCGCAUACUCACACUAAGCACAGUUGCCUCGUACUGUGCCUGAAUAUGAUUGUCCCCCCCUCUGCUGGCCUGCACUCACAUUAUGGGCCCGAGUACACUUGCGUGAUCACAACACAAGGUUUUUGUUUGGGGGUGGGUGGGGGGUGUUUGUUUUUUGUUGUUGUUUUUUUUUUUCUUCCCCCUUGAAGAAACGCACACUCUUGAAAAGGAAAUUCUCAUUCAUUUAAGUGAACAAGUUUUUCUCACAGGUUCACUAGGCUAGCACUUCUGGAAAGACUGAUAUCUUGCAGUUUGUUCCUCCAAGCCCUACGGUCAUUCCUUUUCUUGUUGUCAAGCUUAAAAUUACAAAAUAAUAGCCUAAUAGUUAUGUUUUAAACAUACUAUUGUAUUACUGUAAAAUUUGACCAAUACUAAAGUUAAAAUUAUUAACCAGUGUUAUCAAGAUAAUAUAUGAAAAUAGCUUACAAGUAACUUGUACUUUCAAUAACUACAGAAGACACCAUUGUUUGUUAUUUUGUGAAAUUAUCUGAAUCACUUUUAUUACAUGGCUGUUUAAAUAUUAUAGACAACAGGUUUUAUAUAAAUGGCAUACUGUUUCCACUGUGCUUUCUGGUUCAUUUAGUAGGCCAUGUCUUUAAAAAGCUGGUUUGUUCAUUGAAAUGCCAAACUGCUGCAACUAAGAGAAGGCAGGUCGCAGGUUUGUUCGUUCUCGAACAGCACUUCUGGAUAAGACCAGUGAGCUAUGUUGCCAAAUCCAGUUCUCAGUUGUCUAACUGUCGUCCUCUUGCACCAGGCUCCUAUGCUCAUUUGCAUGAUUGACAUGUCGGUGAGCUAAUCAGUCUUCAGCUGUGAGGAGCCGGGAGGUGGUGAGAAGCGAAUGAAAACGAUGAAUGUACUGGUGCUUUUAGAUAGUAGAAAGACAUCAUUUAUCAAUUAUGUAACACAGAUUUUCAGUAAGUUGUGCUGCACUCAUAAGAAGCUUUUUACAGAGGCAGCUGACGUUGAGGAAGGAAGUUGCAGCUUCACUUGCUGACUACAAUUCAUGUUUGCGUACUGUGUUCAGGCACGGUACGCAGCAAUCACAUGGGUCAAACGAACUGGACUUUGGGGGUCAAGCGUGCUCGGGUAUGAUACGGAUCAGUUAGACUGGUCAUGUUGCUGUAGUAGAAAAACAGGAAACGGCAUCAGAAGCACCAAGUCCAGUUCACACUUGGCCGUCCCUGUAGCCGUCCACAUUUAAAGAUGUGUGCACACGAGAGGGAGUGUUUUUGGUAUUUUUUUUGAAUUUGUGUGUGCAACGGUUAAGUUGCAUUUUUCAAUUCACCUCAGUGUUUGUGCUUUACUUCCACCCAAAUCAGAGCUUUAAUGGCGUUCACCUCAAACUUGGGCUGCUUUAUCUGCAGUCUUUAGUGUUACAGCACAGAUGAUCAGGACUGUUUUUUUUUUUUCCUCAUUGUGUUCUGCUAUUUAUAUACAUUAGCAGGACUAAAGUGGAUUAUGUUAGUGUUGAAAUCACCAUGUUUCUCUCUCAGCCUGUGAUUCAGUCUGGUGCAGUGUAUGACAAAUCAAUAUAAUAAAGUAUUCAGAAUUUGUUACA